UCUAGCAAUGAGAUUGUGCUCAGUUAUAAUUUGUCAACGACUUGAAAAGAAAAUUCAGGCUGAACUCCUAUAUCUCAGCCAUCACCCUGUAAUCACUCACUUUCUCUCUCCUCUUCUACUAACGAUUCGUUGAUCACUCAACUCCCCAAAAAUGUCAAAUAGUUGGAAAAUCAUAUUAUCAGUGACAUUAUUUGCUACAUUAUUUGACAUUUACCAACAUCAAAUUACCAUUCCCUCUUGCAAAAUUGCAAAUGCUAAUUCCAAUCAAACACUCUUUGAUGAUUUUGACCAUAAUCAUGAAGAUUUAACAGCCAUUCUUGUCUCCAAUUUACUCUUACGCGGUUCUGAUUCUUCAUUCUUCGAUUUGUUCUUCAGAGACUACUUUUUGUCCCAAUUCUUCUCGAAAUCUUUUGAUAUUUUGAAGCCUGAUAUACUUUUAGUCCUUGGAGAUGUUUCCGCUAAAGGAUUUGAGUUGACAAGUAAAAAAUGGUCAUCUGUGGUAGAGCAAUUUGAAAGGAUUCUAGGUCCCUAUCUUCACCUGCCUUUUCAUGUUACUCUGGGUGACAGGGAUAUUGGAGAAUGUAGUAAGUUGAAGGCCAGCUUAGUGCGCCGGGUUGCUAGCAGUUUCCCAGAGCUGAAUCGUGGAGGCUGUGGUAGCUUUGGGAUAAGCAAUGUUAGUUUCAUCUCAAUCAAUGCCAUGGCAUUGCUUUGUGGCAACAAUGAACUUCUGUCAGAUGUUGAGACAGUUAUUGAAACAGAAAGUGCAUACUUACAAACACAAUCUGAAGAUGGAGAACAAUCAGUCAAAUUGAAUGCUGCUGAUGAAGCUUCCUAUCAGCACAGAUGGAGAGAUAAUCCCACUUCACCGCAAUCUGGCCCUGUCCUUUUGCUUCAUAUCCCCUUGCAACAAAUAUCAAAUAGCUACUGCAAUCAAGAGAGCAGCUCCAGUGCCAUUUGGAACUCUCUUCCAAACAGUCUGAAAAAACUAUGGAGGGCUGAUACCGAUUCUGGACCAUAUGACUUGCUGCACACUAUUCCACCAAAUGCAUCUGAAUACAUCUUUCAGGCACUUAAACCUAGGAUAAUUUUCAGUGCUCACAGCCAUAAAUUUUGUGAUGUUAAACAUCCUGAUGGGACACGUGAGGUAACAGUUCCAGCUUUGGCCUGGACAGCAAAGGAUGAUCCCGGUUUUAUUGUUGCUACUUUCAGAAGGAAUGAAGCAGUAGUUGUCAGGCACUGUUCCCUCCCUAGAGAAUCUCAUGUUGUGGUUUCAUUUAUCGCCAUUUUUGUUCUAUCAAUAUCACCUGCUGUCAUAACAAUUUUACUGCAUCGACUGAAUGUAAGAUAUGUUGGGUGAUAUGUCCUCCACGUUUUUGCUUUAUUUCCUGGAAAAAGAAAAAAAAAAUCUUCUUUACUUAUGAAUUUUGUUCAUAUGCUUUAUGCUUUACAGUUUGUUAAUCUUCCCUUCAUGUGAUCUGUUCUAGCAGAAAUCAGUUAACAUCAACACUAGUCUCUAGGAAACGCUAAAAACUAAUUUAGAAGCUUGUUAUUGGCACAUCACUUCAACUACAUAAACUCUCUAUGAAUUGU
Messenger RNA from Chenopodium quinoa (quinoa), 1590 nucleotides. Its product is annotated as metallophosphoesterase 1-like. Lineage: Eukaryota; Viridiplantae; Streptophyta; Magnoliopsida; Caryophyllales; Amaranthaceae. The transcript is spliced from 4 exons. Gene Ontology annotation, molecular function: hydrolase activity. The record is from RefSeq and is a predicted model, not a curated record. Gene Ontology annotation, biological process: GPI anchor biosynthetic process. Bases 152 to 1357 code for a protein of 401 amino acids.